Molecule: messenger RNA, 363 nt
Organism: Rhinocladiella mackenziei CBS 650.93
Lineage: Eukaryota; Fungi; Ascomycota; Eurotiomycetes; Chaetothyriales; Herpotrichiellaceae
Exons: 3
Coding region: 1-363 (120 amino acids)
Biological process (GO): tubulin complex assembly; post-chaperonin tubulin folding pathway
Cellular component (GO): microtubule cytoskeleton; cytosol
Molecular function (GO): beta-tubulin binding
Source: RefSeq, a predicted model, not a curated record
AUGGCGCCCUCUCAACUCCAAAUUGCUACCUCAUCCCUCCAACGCCUCAUCAAGGAAGAGGCGUCCUAUUACAAAGAACAAGCACAGCAGGAAGCCCGCAUCGCCACACUAGAGAAAAAAUCCCCCGCCGCCGACGAGGCUGAUAAUCAUGAAUACCAGCUAAAGCAGGAGCGCAAAGCAUUGGAAGAAACCAUAGCAGUCAUCCCCACACUUCGAGAGCAAAUCACCAGCGCCAGAGAAAAAUUGGAAAGCUUCUUGGAUUCGGCCACGAAUGACGAGGAACGCAACAAGGCCAUUGAAGUCCUCAAAUCGGCCAAGGAAACGCAGAAGGAUGAUCCUGUGGCUGGACAGGACGUGUCAUGA